Macrobrachium nipponense is the source of this 607-nucleotide messenger RNA. RefSeq names its product fatty acid-binding protein 2, liver-like. Gene Ontology annotation, cellular component: cytosol; nucleus. Gene Ontology annotation, biological process: fatty acid transport. Lineage: Eukaryota; Metazoa; Arthropoda; Malacostraca; Decapoda; Palaemonidae. The transcript has 4 exons. Gene Ontology annotation, molecular function: fatty acid binding. The coding region runs from base 93 to 485 and encodes 130 amino acids. The record is from RefSeq and is a predicted model, not a curated record.
AAGGACCGGCCACAAGUCAUAUGCUUUAGUGAGAUAUCUUACUCUCCUCUGAAGCCCGUUCACCUUCGCUGCCGACUCAAACACCCAUCAACAUGUCUCUUAACGGAACCUUCGUUUUAGAGUCCAACGAGAACUAUUCCGAAUGGCUUUCUGCUAUUGGCAUUCCAGCUGACAAUGCUGCCCGGAUGGCAGCUGCCAAGCCAACUCUGGAAGUCAGCCAAAGCGGCGACAACGUUACCAUCAAGACCAUUGCUGGAGAUAAGACCUUUACCAACACCAUUGCCCUUGGCAAAGACUCCAAGGCCACCCUGCCUGGAGGAGUAGAAUACUCUGUGAAUAUGACGCUUAGCGGAAGCAGCCUCAAGGGAACUUACUCUUUCAUGGGAAAAUCUGGAGAAGCCAGCGUUGAGAUCAGCGGUUCUUCUCUUGUGCAGAAAAUGACCUGCGGAGGAGUAACAGCAAAGAGGACAUACAAACGACAGUAGAAGAGAAGAAUCUUACUCAAUUUUCCUUUCGCUUAUUUCUGUUCUCAUUUUCCGAUGAGACUGGCUAAAUUUACAUUUUCUCGAACAUGAAUCAGGUCAUUUUUCUAAUCUGUUAAACAUGC